AAUGAGCCAGAGACUCCCAAGUGUCUAUCCAACAGGUCUCUGUGCUGCAGAGCCCAGGAGGAGCUUUGGUCUUGACCUCUAUGGCAUCCCCAUCUCUUGGAUGGGUGUCCCAGAUGAAGGUGGGAAGGGAUUAAUAGUGCCUGGAUUUCAUAGAAUCCUGGAAUCACCAGGUUUGGAAAAGACCUCUUGGAUCAUUGAGUCCAACCACUCCUAUCUGCCACUAAACCACGUUCCUGAGCACCUAGUUUAUCCAUCUUUUAAAUACCUCCGGGGACGGAGACUCAGCCACCUCCCUGGGCAAAUCCCCCCUGGAUUUGUCCCACUCCCCUCCCACGGCCCAUUUAUGUUUGACCCCAGUGUCUCCACGCACCCCUGAAGGGUUAAGCCUGGCUUGGGCUGUUCAAACACCUCCAGCUGAGGUAAGCACCCAGCUUGUUUGUUCAGGUAAAUAAGGAAGGAAUUCGAUAUAAUGGGCAAAGGAGGCAUUUGCUGAGCACCUUGCACACAGCUGGGCUGACGGCUUCCCCCUAGCAUUCCUCCAAACAGCCGCCCGCUGCCUGGUUUCACCCCUCCUCACCCUCAGAGCCGCUCGGGGUGCCCCGUCCUUGUCCCCGUCCCGUUGGUGCCCAUCCAAUGCAGCUCAGCCUGGCCACCCUGCUGCCACCGUGCCGGCGUUGAGCCGGGCAGGGUGCUGCUGGCCACCAUCCCCGCCGGUGCCGGGACACCCUUCUUCGGUCCAUGCCCAUCACGCCGAGCGCCACAGGGAUGGCUUUUCCCACCCUACACCGGGAUCCAUGCGGGUUCUGAGCCACCUGCACGCCCUCAAGGUUUGCAGCCGGUGCUGAGCGAAGGGAUGGGCAGUGCCAGUCCUGGACUCACCGCUCUGCCCCACAGCCGCCUCACCCGGCCGGACGCUGCUCUCCUGCCACCCCUGAGGGACCCCAACACCCGGAGCUGGGGGUGCCCGGAGAGCCCCAGCCCUCCUGCCACCCCCGAGCAGCCCCUGCCUGCUUUCUGCCUGCAUUACUUUGACAUGCUCUACUCCGAGGACAUCACCUGGGCCACCAAGGGCAUGGGGGAACCAUCCCAAAGCGGUGCCCAGGGAGGGCGAGGAGAGCCCCAGAAGGAGCCGGAGCAAUGUCCCAUCAUCGACAGCCAGGGUUUUGGGCUGGGGGCUGAGGGGGACCUGCAGGCCAGCCUGCACCUGGAGGAGCACUCGCUGGAGCAGGUCCAGAGCAUGGUGUUGGGUGAAGUGCUGAAGGACAUCGAGACGGCUUGCAAGCUCCUCAACAUCGCCGCAGACCCUGCAGACUGGAGCCCCAGCAAUGUGCAGAAGUGGAUCCUGUGGACGGAGCAUCAGUACCGGCUGCCGCAGAUUGGGAAAUCCUUCCAGGAGCUGUCAGGAAAGGACCUGUGUGCAAUGUCUGAGGAGCAGUUCUGCCAGCGCUCGCCUGCCUGCGGUGACAUCCUGCACGCCCACCUCGACAUCUGGAAGUCUGCCACCUGGAUGAAGGAAAAAAUCGCUCCGGGAGAUGUGAGAUACUGUGGAGGUGAUGCCAGCUGGGCGGACAACAAGGUGGACUCAUCCUGCGCCGGACAACCCAUCCACCUUUGGCAGUUCCUCAAAGAGCUCCUGCUGAAACCCCACAACUACGGCCGCUUCAUCCGUUGGCUCAACAAGGAGAAAGGCAUCUUCAAGAUUGAGGACUCGGCACAAGUGGCCCGUCUGUGGGGCAUCCGGAAGAACCGCCCGGCCAUGAACUACGACAAGCUGAGCCGCUCCAUCCGGCAGUAUUACAAGAAAGGCAUCAUUCGGAAACCCGACAUCUCCCAGCGCCUCGUCUACCAGUUUGUCCACCCGGUCUGAGUGGUG
Molecule: messenger RNA, 1873 nt
Organism: Cuculus canorus (common cuckoo)
Lineage: Eukaryota; Metazoa; Chordata; Aves; Cuculiformes; Cuculidae
Gene: SPDEF
Product: SAM pointed domain containing ETS transcription factor
Exons: 6
Coding region: 854-1867 (337 amino acids)
Biological process (GO): regulation of transcription by RNA polymerase II; cell differentiation
Cellular component (GO): nucleus
Molecular function (GO): sequence-specific DNA binding; DNA-binding transcription factor activity, RNA polymerase II-specific
Source: RefSeq, a predicted model, not a curated record